GUCUAUAGAGAACAAGGACUUCUUUGCACUGCUAUAUACUGGAAAGCGACAUUACUAUCUGUUAAUUGAGACUACCAGCUUCGCUCGCAGCAUCCGCUUCCCAUGACGACCAUGAACAGAUCGUGACAAGUGGCUUUCUGAAAGACGUUCUUGGGCUCUUGAUUGGAAUCUGUCACGAUCCUCGACUUCAGCCUGCGGUCUCUCCGGACAUACACCGACUAUGAAUUUCUUGCUCGCUUCAGCACUUCUGUGCAGCAUCUCGAUCAAUAACGUGGCAGCAUUCUAUCUACCUGGAGUUGCACCCUCUUCAUAUUCUCAGGGUGACCGAGUCCCCUUGACAGUCAACGCCCUCACUCCUUCGAUAUCACGCCACGAUGAACAAAUUCAUGCGGUUGUUUCCUAUGACUACUAUCAUCCCGCAUUUCGGUUUUGUCGUCCGGAAAAGGGGCCACAACGAGUCCGCGAGUCGCUUGGGAGCAUCAUAUUUGGGGACCGUAUUCAAACAUCGCCUUUCGAAUUGCACAUGGCACAGAAUGAAACAUGCAAGAUGAUUUGUGACAGCGGGGAUUUUGACGAGAAGUCGGUGCGCUUCGUGAGAUCAAGGAUCAAUGAAGCCUACAAUGUCAAUUUGCUCGUGGAUGGUUUACCUGCGGCCGAGUUGAGAGAGGACCCGUUGACACAUGAACGAUUUUCCAGUCCUGGCUUCCCGUUAGGCAAAGUGAGGGAAGAUGGCGCAGUCAUACUGAACAAUCAUUGGGACAUCAUUGUCGACUACCACACAGCCGGCCUCCGAGGCACAAGGUACAGGGUUGUUGGGGUUCUGGUCCAGCCGCAGUCGUAUUCCGAGUCGAAAGUGACGGGAGCAGGAAAGGCCGACUGCGCUGUCAACUCCGGACCAUUGAUGUUGAAGGAGGGAGAAGGAACAAAGGUCACUUAUACGUACAGCGUUUAUUGGCGACCCUCAGACACUGCUUGGGCCACUCGCUGGGACAAAUACCUACACAUCAUCGACCCAAAGAUUCACUGGUUCUCGCUCAUCAACUCGACGAUUUUUGUUAUCUUCCUGGUUGGUAUGGUCAGCAGCAUACUUGUCAGAGCGUUGCGAAAGGAUAUCGCGCGAUACAACCGGCUCGACAACAUCAACCUUGAUGAUCUAUCGGGCACGUCAGCUGUUGAUGACGACAUCCAAGAGGACUCAGGGUGGAAGCUUGUUCACGGUGAUGUCUUCCGUAGUCCCCGAUACAGUCUGAUGUUAAGUGUUCUCCUUGGUAACGGGGCACAACUCUUUGUUAUGACUGGGGUGACGGUCGCUUUUGCCAUGCUAGGAUUUCUGUCCCCAUCCAACCGGGGCUGGCUCACUUCGAUUGGCCUGCUCUUAUACACGCUGUUCGGUUGCAUCGGUGGCUAUAUCUCUGCACGCGUGUACAAGAGCUUUGGAGGGGAGAAGUGGAAGGUCAAUAUUGCGGCUACUCCAAUAUUUGUGCCGGGCAUCGUGUUUGGAACCUUUUUUCUCCUAAAUCUUUUUGUUUGGGCAAAGGGUUCCAGUGGUGCAGUUCCUUUCACCACAAUGCUAGCAAUCAUCGCCAUCUGGUUUGUGAUCAGCGUGCCACUGAGUGUGGCCGGAUCCUGGUAUGGUUUUAAGCAGCCGGCAAUUGAAGCACCGACACGAAUCAAUCAAAUACCCCGUCAAAUACCACCAGUCACUCGAUCUCUUCGACCUCUACCGUCAUUGCUCCUUACUGGGAUACUACCAUUCUGCGCUAUCUUCGUGGAACUGUACUUCAUCAUGACAUCGUUGUGGACCAGCAAGAUCUACUACAUGUUUGGAUUUCUCUUCAUCUGCUACGCUUUGAUGGUCCUGACGUCUGCUUGCACCACCAUCCUACUUGUGUACUUCUUGCUGUGCGCGGAGGACUACCGCUGGCAGUGGCGGGCAUUCUUUGGCGCUGGGAUGACCGGCGGAUAUGUAUUUGUGAAUGCGCUGGGUUUCUGGGUGACUCGAGUCAGCUUUGGAGGGUUGACUGGAGCUGUACUCUAUGUCGGAUACUCCGCGCUCAUUAGUUUCUUGGUUGCAGUGUUGUCUGGUACCAUUGGCUUCUUUGCAUCCUACGCAUUUGUCUACCGAAUUUACGGCUCUAUCAAGGUCGAUUAAGAUCCAGCCCUUUUAUGUACGAUAUACAAUGAGAUGUGAUUGGCCACGGGUGCGUAAAUGUACCCCCAAAAUUGGACAUGAUAGCGCGAGACAUGAACAACAUCAAGUUAUCAUUGUCGAAGUUACGGAGAGCUGUCUUACUUUGCCGCUGGUGGUCAGUGUGCGCUAUAGUCUCCACGAUGGAACAGUGCAUGGAAGAAUCUUCUACCCAGGAAACACCUCAAGACUAGUAGGUCUUGGAGAUGCAACUUACAGCCUCGUCUGCCUCAGUCAAGACCGCGGUGGCCGUAAUUUUAUGGCACGAUCAACUAAGACGCCGAGAUCUUACCGCGGGAUUUGCUGCAGACGGGUAUCCUGCCGGAAGGCCUUGUGAGUGAUAGAAUGGGAAGUGUGUAUUUGUAGACUCGCUACCAACCGUGUAACUUAUGUUGUAUGACAUGUUGGCGGCGAAAAAGUAACAUCCAAAACACAGAAUGAGUAAGGAUUGAGUUUUCAUCAGUGCGGGUUCGGUGGACGGGCCGCGAGACGCGAGCAGAAGCGAUCAACACGAGGUCAAGUUAGUGAUCGUCAUCAGAUUCAUUUCGCGUGAGGCGAGGUGGAUGUCGGAUUGACCAUUUAGCAGGAGUAAGAAGCACAGACAUCCCAACGGACUACCGAUCAAAAGCAAAGGGGGACUUAGCGACGAGCACCGUACUGUACCCCGUAGGGGCAAUGAUAGUGAAAAUGUACCGAGUACUACCAAAAAUGUCAAU
Messenger RNA from Exophiala oligosperma, 2904 nucleotides. RefSeq lists its product as uncharacterized. Gene Ontology annotation, biological process: vacuolar transport; protein localization to membrane. The record is from RefSeq and is a predicted model, not a curated record. Bases 221 to 2152 code for a protein of 643 amino acids. The transcript is spliced from 2 exons. Gene Ontology annotation, cellular component: fungal-type vacuole membrane; endosome. NCBI's taxonomy places the organism in Eukaryota, Fungi, Ascomycota, Eurotiomycetes, Chaetothyriales, Herpotrichiellaceae.